UUCUUCUGGUGGGAAGGGUCCUCCAGUUAUUUAGCAGCCAAAGGGACUGUAAGCCCUUCCGGUUCCCUGAAACUCCGCGGGUUUCAAGUUUCAACCCCUCCUUGAAGUCCCGCCUGCUGAGAGGCCCUGAAACCAUCCAAGAUGGAGCCUCUGGCUGCCUACCCACUAAAAUGUUCCGGGCCCAAAGCAAAGAUAUUUGUAGUUCUGCUGUCUAUGCUUCUGUGCACGGUGAUGCUUUUCCUCCUGCAAUUAAAAUUCCUGAAACCGAGAAUCAACAGCUUCUAUUCCUUUGAAGUGAAGGAUGCCAAAGGAAGGGUGGUGUCUCUGGAAAAGUUCAAAGGCAAAGCUUCCCUAGUUGUAAACGUGGCUAGUGACUGCCGGUUCACAGACAAAAGUUACUUGACACUCAAGGAGCUGCAAAAGGAAUUUGGGCCUUACCACUUCAACGUCCUGGCUUUUCCAUGCAAUCAGUUUGGAGACUCGGAGCCCAAGUCCAGCAAGGAGGUAGAAUCUUUUGCAAGAAAAACCUACGGAGUCACAUUCCCCAUCUUCCACAAGAUUAAGAUUUUAGGGCCGGAAGCAGAACCAGCGUUUAGAUUUGUUGUUGAUUCUUCCAAGAAGGAACCAAGGUGGAACUUUUGGAAGUAUCUGAUCAACCCUGAGGGGAAAGUUGUGAAGUUCUGGAGGCCGGAAGAGCCCCUUGAAGCCAUCAGACCUCACGUAUCACAAAUGGUUGGGGAAAUCAUCCUUAAAAAGAAAGAGGACCUAUGAAAACACUGUAGGGUCUGUCCAGUACAAUCAGGACAGAAGAGUGACCCUGGAAGACUCUGCCUCCUCUUAGGUUCUGACAAAUAUGGUACUAAAAGGUGUUUUUAAGGCUAUUUUACCACUCAGUUGUAAUGGCUGUUCUCAAGAUAGCAAUGUUACCCAAAGAGGAAAGAAAGGGAAUGGCGGCAGGGGUGGGUGGGCGUUAGUCAAAGAAUCACGAUGAACUAUAUUACCUCAUCUGACUAGGAGGAAAAAUCUAGACUGCCCCGUCACCAAUGCACUUCAGUCCUGCUGUUGGCUUUACUGUGUCUAGGCUUAUUAACCUU
This is a messenger RNA of Acomys russatus (golden spiny mouse), 1094 nucleotides long. RefSeq names its product glutathione peroxidase 8 (putative) (gene Gpx8). Lineage: Eukaryota; Metazoa; Chordata; Mammalia; Rodentia; Muridae. The record is from RefSeq and is a predicted model, not a curated record. Gene Ontology annotation, molecular function: glutathione peroxidase activity. Gene Ontology annotation, biological process: response to oxidative stress. The transcript has 3 exons. The coding region runs from base 142 to 771 and encodes 209 amino acids.